UAGUGAUAAGAACUUAUCUCUACUGUAAUUGUAUUGUAUUUUGCCGUUUAUUGACCAAUCAAAGGGAUUGAGGAGUGCCAGAGAUCAGCCAUAAGUCUUCCAGGCAGGGCAUUUAACCAAAUUCCACGAUGCGUCUGGUGAUUCUAGACUCUGCAGAAUGUGUUGGCGAAUGGUCAGCACGGUAUGUGAUGAAGCGGAUAAAUGACUUCAAUCCAGGACCGGAGAGAUACUUCGUCCUGGGACUCCCAACGGGCAGUACCCCACUCAUAAUGUACAGGAAGCUGAUUGAAUUCCAUCAGGCAGGGAAGAUCUCCUUCAAGUACGUCAAGACAUUCAAUAUGGAUGAGUAUGUGGACCUACCGAGGGAUCAUCCGGAAUCCUAUCACUACUACAUGCAUCACAAUUUCUUCCGACACAUUGACAUUGAUCCCGCCAAUGCGCACAUCUUGGAUGGGAAUGCUCCGGAUCUCGUGGAGGAGUGCCGGAAGUUUGAAGCGGAGAUCACAAAAGCCGGGGGCGUGGAACUGUUCAUUGGUGGGAUUGGACCAGAUGGGCAUAUUGCUUUCAAUGAACCCGGAUCGUCUCUUGUCUCGCGAACACGCGUGAAGACACUGGCACAGGACACCCUGGAGGCCAAUGCACGUUUCUUUGGGAAUGACAUCAGUAAGGUGCCCAAGCAGGCACUAACAGUCGGCGUUGCCACCGUUAUGGACGCCAAGGAGGUGAUGAUUCUUGUUACAGGCGCCCACAAGGCUUUCGCACUGUACAAAGCCAUCGAAGAGGGGGUUAAUCACAUGUGGACCGUGAGUGCCUUCCAGCAGCAUCCCAAUACACUCAUGCUAUGCGAUGAAGAUGCCACACUGGAGCUUCGCGUAAAGACGGUCAAGUAUUUCAAGGCAUUGAGUGAUCUUCAUAAUAAACUUAUUGCAAAUGAUGGCAGAAGCCGCCGAGGAGGCUGUCCAACGGAUUAAGUGGGCCUCUACAAUGUUCAUAAAAAAUUAAUUGAGGACACGUAGCUCACACAGAAAAGGCGUCACAGCAUGGAUAGGAAUGAAUUUAGUCGCAUCACUGUAGAGGGGAUAAUGUGGGGUUUACUAUUAAAGGGGUUAAAGCCAACAAUAAACAACAAAAAUCAUCAAGACGCUGUGAAAAUCCUUUGAGCCUCAAUUAGUUUUUUUCUUCAAUUUAUACAGUUUUUUUCUCAAUUUAUUUGUUCGCAAUUCCACAGAAAAUAUUGUAUUUUAUAAUUUUUAAUAUAUCCUUUUUUCUUAAAUCUCUUACAAUACUAAUCAAAAAAAUAUAUUAUAGAUUUUUCAAUAAAUCACAAAAAAGAUAUUUCUUUAACAUUGAGAUAAA
Molecule: messenger RNA, 1356 nt
Organism: Lutzomyia longipalpis
Lineage: Eukaryota; Metazoa; Arthropoda; Insecta; Diptera; Psychodidae
Gene: Oscillin
Product: glucosamine-6-phosphate isomerase
Exons: 4
Coding region: 129-971 (280 amino acids)
Biological process (GO): D-glucosamine catabolic process; N-acetylglucosamine catabolic process; carbohydrate metabolic process
Cellular component (GO): cytoplasm
Molecular function (GO): identical protein binding; glucosamine-6-phosphate deaminase activity
Source: RefSeq, a predicted model, not a curated record